Debaryomyces fabryi is the source of this 1602-nucleotide messenger RNA. RefSeq lists its product as uncharacterized. Gene Ontology annotation, molecular function: RNA polymerase II complex binding; mRNA binding. Gene Ontology annotation, biological process: termination of RNA polymerase II transcription. Bases 1 to 1602 code for a protein of 533 amino acids. Gene Ontology annotation, cellular component: mRNA cleavage factor complex; cytoplasm. The transcript has a single exon. The record is from RefSeq and is a predicted model, not a curated record. Lineage: Eukaryota; Fungi; Ascomycota; Pichiomycetes; Serinales; Debaryomycetaceae.
AUGUCGAACGAUUUGAAGUCAGCUAUAGUGGAGGAUUACGCUCAAAGCUUGACUGAUUUAACGUUUAACUCGCGUCCAAUAAUUGAUAACCUCACCACCAUUGCCAAAGAGAAUACCAACGUAGCAGAUGGUAUAAUCAAUGCAAUAACAAAUAGAAUACUCAAAUGUAUUCCCGAACACAAAUUAUUUGCACUUUACGUGUUAGAUUCAGUAUGUAAGAAUGUUGGAAAUCCAUAUAAUAUAUUAGUUGGUGACGAAAUAUUCAAACUCUUUUCACACGUUUAUUUGUUGGUGAAUGGACAGGUAAGACAAAAGCUUGUAAAUUUGUUUGAGACUUGGAAGAUUACUAAAACUAAGGGUACCAACUUGCCAUUAUUUCCAAGAGAGCAGUUAGAUAAGAUUUCUGCAUUUUUAACCCAGGCACAUGCUAAGAAUUCAAAAAGAAAUGAUCAAUUGACCAAUAAUGUUUUGAUAGAUGAUAUCAACACAUUGGUUCCUAUUUUCCAGAACAAGCUCAUCAAUAACCCAGAUCCAAGAUUAACAGACAGAUUUAAUGCAUUGAAUCAAUUAAAGACAUUGCUACAGAGCCAAAACAUGAACGUUAACGAGCUACAAGCGGUACAAUCGCAAUUGCAAACUAUUAAACAACAGGAGUUAAAUACUUAUAAUACACCAAUACCUACUCCAGCAGCGACCCCUGCGACGACCCCAGGAUUACCAAAUACCCCUGUGAUUCAAAAUAAUAAGGCUAGGGAUAUCUUUGGCAUGCUAGUAGUCUCUGGCUUAAUUAAAAUGGACCAAGCUCUUAAGCCUGGUUCUUUACCAACAUACGAAUUAAACUUUCCCAAGCAAAAAUAUCAACCUACAGUUAAUAUCCCUAAUAAUGUAGAUUUACCAUCAAAUAGUGUAUUAGAACAAUUAUUAAUAAACUCGAAUGCAAAAUUCAAUAUUCCAAGUUCGAACAUAGCCAGAACAGAAUAUGAUCAAUUAAAAUUCAAUGAAUUAAAUAAUUUAUCUAUCGAUUCAAAGGGGUUACAAAAUUUCAUAAAUACUAACAAGAUUUCGAAUUCAACAAGGUCAUUGUUAUAUGAAGCAAAGUCAUCAAAAUGUGGUACAUGUGGUAAGAGAUUUACUACUGAUGAAGCUGGUGUCAGUAAAAGAAGAUUGCAUUUGGAUUGGCAUUUCCGUAUAAAUAAGAAGAUGGCUACUUCCAGUGUACAAUCAAGAGUUUGGUAUUUAGACGAUUACGACUGGGUCAAAUUCAGAGACGAGAACUUGCUAGAAUACUCAACAACUUCAAAUACCGAAUCUUUACAAACUAGCAUAUCAAACAAUUCUAAUAUGACUAAGGCUGAAACGCCUUAUGUCACAAUUCCUUCAAAUGAAACAAAUAUGAAUAAUAAAUGUCUCAUUUGUCGUGAUCAAAUUAAAGCUACUUAUAAUGAUGAUCUUGGUGAAUGGUGCUGGUUCAAUUGUAUCAGAGCUCCCGGCGAAGGUAAAAACAGCCGUAAAAUUUGUCAUGCUACGUGCUUCAACGAAGCGAAUAAAAAGAGAGGUGCAGUAGAUGAGUUGAAUACAAAGGUAAAGCGGGAAAAGUUUUAA